AUGGCCACUCUGCCGACUGGCUGGGAGUGGGACUAUGACGGCAGUCGAUGGCUCUACCGAUACAAGCCUACCGGCCAUGUCCAGUACCAUUUCCCCAAUGCAGGCGACGAGUUCCCCGACUAUGUCGACGCCACCUCUCCGGUGCCAGACCUGGCGCCCGAGGAGCGGCUCGAGUCGCAGCAACAAGUCAAGCGACAUGCGAGCGUCAGCGGGAACCCCCUUCGCCCGGCUCACGCUCCCCCGGAAGACAGAGAUGGAUGGAGAUCGCGCAUGUCCGCAACGGCGCAGCCCGUCAGCGCUGUCUGGGACGACGAUUUCGCAAAGGAGGAUAACCAUGCGGACGAGGCGGACGAGGCGGAAGAGGAGGGGGUGUUUCAACCCGAGAACUUCAUGUUCCUGGGCCCAGGCACAUAUACGGAUGUAAGCCCGCUAAAUGAAGAGGAGGAAGAGGCCGCGAGGAGGAUAGUAGUGGGAGCGGAUUUAAUGGGUGGACAAUCGACGGCACAUAAGGGUGUCAGCCCCAUGGUGAGCCAGAAUACGACGCCAAUGGUACAGACGACCGAGACGGUGGCCAGCGGUUCCACGACCGCCAUGAACGAACGAGCUGUUGAGCCACCACCUAUAGUGCAUCACGAGGAGCAAACAACAAUGGUGCUCCCGCACGGGUAUGUCAUGGGAGAUGAUAUCGUGGGAGAGGCGAGUGCAAUACCUGACGACGGAGGCUAUCACUAUGAGAUGUACGAGCUUCCGGUCGAAACUGCCGUUCCGAUGCACCUCCAAUUUGAUCCAGUGGGCUUUGUGGCCGAGAUGCCGACGGAACACACGGCAUCUGCCCGUGUUGAGACACACCCCGACCCCAUUGAACUGGCGGACAACUAUGUUAUGGCGCCGAUUGAGACGGAACCGCGACCUGGUUAUGUGGAGCUACCGGUUGAAGUCAAUCCUUUAGAAGAGGGAGCUAUGACACAAGAAAGGUUGACGGAAGAGCAGCAGUUGGAGCAGCGGCGACAGGAGGUGAGGCGACAGCAAGAGGAGCGGCAGCGUGGGGUGCAGCAGAGACAGGAAGAGCGAAAAAGACGGGAAGAGGAGGAGUUACAAAUGGAGCUGCGGCAGCAACAACAGCAGAACGAGGCCUAUAGCCCGUCUCAGGAACAAAGCAGCGACGCUUCAAACAAGUUUAAGAUUGCCAGGAAACCGACACUUCGAGAAUCCAGUGCCGUUUACAAUGCUUAUGCUACAAACAGCACAGCCCGCGAAUUUACUCCCAGGUCGGGUAAUGAGCCCAGCAUUGCAACGAGAGGCAUCACUGAACUUGAGCAUGAAGCCGAGCACCGAGUCCACGCCGCAGGUGGACGCAAGGCGAGUUCCGUCUGUCCUGAAGCCAGCUAG
Molecule: messenger RNA, 1389 nt
Organism: Trichoderma virens Gv29-8
Lineage: Eukaryota; Fungi; Ascomycota; Sordariomycetes; Hypocreales; Hypocreaceae
Exons: 2
Coding region: 1-1389 (462 amino acids)
Source: RefSeq, a predicted model, not a curated record